Fonsecaea erecta is the source of this 7104-nucleotide messenger RNA. RefSeq lists its product as hypothetical. The transcript is spliced from 2 exons. Lineage: Eukaryota; Fungi; Ascomycota; Eurotiomycetes; Chaetothyriales; Herpotrichiellaceae. Bases 1 to 7104 code for a protein of 2367 amino acids. The record is from RefSeq and is a predicted model, not a curated record.
AUGGACAAUCCGUGGGAGGUUCGCACGAUACAGAUUAACGUGGGUGGUGGAGACUCAGCCUUCCAUCUCUUGUUGAAAACUGAAAACGACAAACAGCACGUCGAGUCUUUGGUGCUGGCGGAUGGAGGCACGGGUGACAAUUGUGUUAGUAUAUCGAAUCUCUUCACCAGAUUGCAGAACACAGGCCACACUCGAGCAAACAAUGCAGCCCUCGAAGGCUUUGAUGUCUAUUUCAUCACGCAUUGGGAUUCAGACCACUAUGGAGGGGUAUACCGCCUUCUAUACAAUGGGGUUUGGCGGUCUGUAGACUCCUGGAAAGACAAACAUCCUAAAGGGACCGGGGCAGAUUUUGCGCAGGCCAUUGCCAGCGGAGACAUUCGAUGUCCCAGCACUCGAUAUGAACCACAUAAACAUGGACAAAAGGAACCUCGUCCUAUCACACGGUUUUACGGGCCUAAUUCUUCGUACGAGAAGUUUGAUAUCCGUGAAGAGGCUUCCAAAGGAAAGUAUGCUUGGUUAGUCGGAAUCGAGGACGUGGUCUAUUUUGCAAUUGAAACCAAGUUGGGAUCGAAAGUGCUGAGUGGUCAUGUUCCGCUUGCUCUAGUGGGGGAUCACGGAGCAGGUCUUCUCGGCAUCGACCUGUUCUCUGGACACCGACCUCCCUGCCAAGGAGGCUCGUUAAGCCAGAAGAAUGGCAUGACUUCCCCGAGGGAGAUAUCUCAGAUACUGUGGAAGCAUUUCGACCAGCAACGGCCUGCAAUGAUCUGCAUCGGAGCAUACAAUCAAUUCUGCGACCCCAGCCAUGAAGCAGAUCGCUUCAGCAUGGACUGGUAUCAUCAAUCCGAGCUGCGGAAGAUCGCAUUGUUUUCUAAAGCCCCUACGGAUUGGGAUAUAAUUCCGUUUGUGGAAUCAUUGUAUCACCCAAUAACACCCAAUGUAAUCAUGAACGACACGACCCAGGUCAACGAGGACUCGAUAGCUUGCAUGGUCAUUUGGCCCGACCCAAACCAAGCACUCAUAUCCCAUUUUGUGGGAGGGGAUUUGGGAUAUAACCAGGAAGAACGCAUUCUCCGAUGGGCUGCCGUCCCGGACAACGAGAAUGAUCCGCUCUCGCGUCGUCUGUGCCCCCAUGUUCAAUACGUCAAGCUGUCACAUCACGGCUCCAAAGCGUCGACUCCUCUUCUCAUGUUGUUCGCGUGGAACCCGCGGACCGUCACCUGUUCGAACGGGACCAAUCUGAAACACAACAUCAUAAGCUGGGAGACCAUGCUAUACAUCUGCAUGUGGAGUCAGUGGCGGGUUAACACGCUCAAGGAUCCAGAAUCCAAGCGAUUCUACUGCACCAAUGUCCCGGGUUGGCUCUGUAGGCACCUCAAAAAUGUCGAAUUGAAGGGUCAACAGAUGGCGAUCUAUGAGUAUCCUUUGGAUGUAGGCAACACGACGACAGCCUUGAUGGAAGAAAAAGGAGCCCCUUUUCGUGCCCUGUCCUCGGUCCUUGACAACUUGAAUCCUGGGAAACUUACGAUACAGCUUCACCAGGCUACGAGCCAGCAAGUUGCGAAUAUCACUUGUGCUGAUAUCUGUCAAUUCGUCUAUGGUGAGUGGGACCAUUUCGUCUCGACUCCGAUAAAAUAUUUCGGCCUCAACAUCCAAACUUUCCCAUCUUUCAACAUCGGACCGCAAGCUCUGAAGUUGAUCUUCUUUCAAGCCAAUAAGACAAAGUUGACAUCUUGUUAUUUCUUGGGCAAUGAAAUAAACCAAUGGACGCCCAACUGCCAGUCAUGUCGCGACUCGGAGCGGCCUGAUGAAUGGCAGCAUGAGUCUUCUCUUCCAGUCAACACCGACAGGCAGCUGGUGUUUUCACAGCCCGCUGUCAAUGACAAAACUACCACCUCCGUGCUUUCCUUGCAUCGACGAAUGAGGCCAACCGGUGGCUACUCAUCUUUGAACGCAGUGUCGGUCAUGAUGAUGGAUGACGACUACCAGCUCAGUGACAGUCUUUCGUCGAUCAAAAUCGAGGAAGAAAAGGAUCGGAAUCAGUUGGAGCGUCGUUGUGGACGGCGGUCCCUAAUAUAUCAGGAAGAUUCUCCAUUCUACUUUAUGUCCACUGCAGCAUCAUUCACGAAGAAGGGCGACGCCAGCCAACUUCCCUUUCAGCAGCCGAGAAAAUUCAGCAACCUGGACUUGUUCUUGGGCAGGAUGGCCACGGGAUCACUGGUCCUGAUCUCAAAGCCGGAAGACUCGAAGCCGAGUAUCGUGCACGAAUCCGACGAGCUGCGUCAGUGGUUUGCAACGAUCCUUGAAGGAUCACCAACGGCGGAUCUCGGUUUCACGGUGACGUUCAAAGACGCCCUGAUACAGUGUGUCCAACUCACCACGAAACUGACUUCAUGCUGGACACCUGUCCCGGACGCAUCUUUUAUCUUCAACACAGCCGACAAUCGGAAUGCCUUCUCCCCACCUAUAUCGUACUCAAGUUGGCCAGUAGUGGACCCCACAUCGCCCGACAUAGUCGGAAAUGCACAGGUCCUCUGCCUGACCGUGAACCCAUCGUCUUCGGCAUACAAGUUCACAUUCGACGGGACUCAUAUCCUCAGCCUCCUCGCUCACGAGCCCGUUCUAUUCAGCAAAUUGUUGGCCGGUGUGGCCAAGUUCCAGCUGGAUACUUCGCCGGGCGCCAAAAAUGCCCUCUGGUUCUCCCCGGGUUAUACGUCGACUGCCACAGUGCGGCUUCGCUUUGUGCCGACUGACGGGACCAAGAACCUCGCUGAUAACCUGAGAGAGAUUCUGCAAACUUGGGCCUCAGAUCCAAAGGUGACUAUCACUCCAUCCGACGCUUAUCUUGUGGUCAAAAAGGUGUGGCCCAAAGCCGAGGAGCCAACUCCCCCGUGGACGGAAUUCAUCUCUCACUGCAAGCUGGACAUCAAGACUGAUGGCGGGGUGUUUUCAGUCGACACAGCAGUCAAUUUCCGGACGGACGCCACUACUUGGAUACUCUUCUUCAACCCAAAUCCAGAACAAGACUUUUUCAGUGUCGUAGCGUCCAUCGCCCAACUCUUUGGGCUUGAGAGUUCAAUCGCCGACCAGAUCAGGAACAUCAAAGGAAAGAUCCCGUCCUUGACAAGCAUCAUGAUUCGGCGCAUUGCGUUUACCAAGUACCUCGAGGGAUGGAGCCUCCAGAUAAGCAUUCAGCUUGUACUGGGCCAGAUGCCUUUCAUAUGCACGGCUACCAUUCGCGACUCAGAACCCGUAUUCGAAUUUUACGGCCGUCUUUUUGGAGAGAACAGACCCAACAAGGAAGGCCUCGGCGAGUUUCAUAGCUUUAUUCCAUACCUGCCGGCCAGCGAGGCAUGGGAUGCCGUCGACUUUGCGCCAGUAUGUUCGGUGACCAAAGGGUCGGAUGUCGGUGACCUGAACAGCCUCUACAAUAUCACAGACGACAAGCACCCAGCAACGCUGCCAGAAUCGCCGUUUGAUGUUCGACUCAUUGAGAUGGGUUUCCGCUAUACCGGUGAUAUUCUGGGCUUCGACGCGACCAUCAUGGGUGCCGCGACGGCAACGCAAUCGUCCGCCCCAUCCGUGCGUCUUGCCGCUGCCAAAGUCGAUUUGAAAUACUCGACCACCAAGCAAGCUCUUGACCAUUUCUCAAUAGCGACAGCCAUCUUGCUCCAUGCACCGCGAAGCACGCAGAUGGCCCGCUUAUAUGGUAAGGUUGAGUUUCAGAGAAGCGGUACAACAUUUUAUCGAAAAUCUCUCCAGGGUGCCGACCAUGUAGUCGAUUCGGACUACAUACUCGUGGACCAGGAAGAUGACUACCGAGCCGUCGCGGAUGGCACUUGGAUCUUUCAGGGUUCCGUGAAUACGCUGAGUGGUGCGUUUAUAUACUCACUGUGCAGCGACGACUGCAAUGAGGAGAUGAUGCAGCUCCUCGAGCACGUUUCUUUGGACUUCGGCCUCACGUACACAUACACCGGGAAGUCUGGGAAAUCUCUCGUGUUGGACGGAACUCUGCAUCUGGGGGACCUGCAACUGCACUGUGCCUACGAGAACAACGGCCCUGCUGAUUGGAGAUUCUCGGCAGAUCUGAUGCUUGAAAAUCAAACAAGCAGUCUGUUGGGAGUGGUGGAGGCAAUUUGCGGCAAGGAUCUCUCCGCCGGUCUUCCGGACUGUAUCAAGAACAUUGUUGUCGCCCCAGCCGGAAGCAAAGACCUCACUUCGCUGACAAUCGACAACAAAGAUGGCUGGCUGGUGAUGUACAUUCGUAUCCAGCUGACAGGCAACACCUCGGUACUACUUUACCAGGUUCAGAAGAAGCGCAACCCAGGCGAGACAGAAAAGCCCUGCCCACCAGCUAAGCGUGUCGUCUUCUUCAAACUGGAUGCCUUGCCCAAAAUCGACAAUAUACCGGUGGUAGGCAGCUUCUCAUUGAACUUUACUGCCAUCAAAUUUGCUUUUGUCAGCAACGGAGAUAAGAAGAGCGAAGAAGGCCUGACGGGAGACGAAGUCGAUGCUCUGAACAAGAAUCUGCCUCAGGGAUUCGACAAGAUUGUGUGUAAGGCUCCUGCGAAGAAAAAUACCACCGGAGCAAAGGAAGAAGCGCCAAAGCCAGGUCUGCCGAAGGGAUUUCAUUUUAUGAUUUUCGACAACGACACAGUCCUUCUGGAUUACUUAUUUGGCCGCCCGGACAAGAAUGGCAAAGUCGUCGUCAUGGAUGAAAACGUGCCCGCUCCCAGCCCGGGCCUGACUCCCUACAACAAGAAGGUCGGCCCCGUCACUAUCACGGCGGUGGGACUCAAGUUCGAUAUGGGAGAUCAGAAGUUGACCUUCCUGAUCGACGGCAGUGUCCAAUUGGGACCGCUCGAAUUGAGCCUGUCGGGAUUUGGAUUGUCCUUUGGAUUCAAAGGAAUCACCCUGCAAGACAUUGGAAAGGUCCAGCUCGGCUUUACGCUGACAGGAUUGGGUUUGUCUUUCGUCAAGAGUCCCAUCGCCCUUGCUGGAUACCUUGAGCACUCGCAAACGGACCAGCUCGAACUGUUCCAGGGCGGAGCUGCGUUGGGAUUCAACCCAUGGCUGUUCCAAGCCGGCGGAUACUAUGCUCUGCAGCGCCAGGACAAGAAGCCGCCCCCACCGAGCUCUUACUCUGACAUGUACAAAUGCUUCAUUGCGUAUGCCAGGCUUUCUGGUCCCAUUGCGACGAUUGGAUACGCCGAGAUAAGAGAGGUAAGUGGCGGUCUCGGAUACAAUACGGCCAUGAGGUUCCCUACCAUGGAGAACAUCAUGAACUUCCCCUUCAUUUCCGACCCUCCAAGUAAUCCAGCAACGGCGAUUCAAGCCCUGGCCGGCGCGGGGGGUUGGAUCACGAACCAGGCAGACUCCAACUGGAUCGCGGUGGGCAUGACCGUGCUGGCCUUCCAAAUGCUCACGGUCCGAACCGUGGUCGUGGUCGAAUGGGAUCGCAACAUCAAGCUCGGUCUGUUCGGCAUCGCCACGGCAGACAUCCCAAAACAGCUGGACAAGAAGUUUGCACGUGUGCAGCUGGGCCUGGCGGCCACAAUCGACUUCGACGCGGGCGUGCUGAAGAUCGACGGGCAGCUCACACCGGCAUCGUUCAUUCUUGAUCCCAACUGUCAUCUCACGGGCGGCUUCGCCCUGUACAGUUGGUUCGGUGCCGGCAGCGGCGACAGCCAGGGCGAUUGGGUCUUCACAAUCGGUGGCUAUCACGCCAUCUACCAGGCCAAACCGCAGUAUCCGCGCCCGCCACGACUCGGCAUCAGCUGGUCGUUUGACGCCAACAUCAACAUCUCGGGCGAAGCUUACUUUGCCAUCACUCCGGUAGUCUGCAUGGCCGGUGGACGACUACACGUCUCGCUGCAACUGGGCGCGCUGUACGCAUAUUUCGAUGCCUGGGCGGAUCUGCUCAUCAACUACAAGCCGUUCCACUACCAGGCGCAGGGGGGCGUGUCCGUGGGCGUGCGGUUCACGCUGGAUUUGUGGCUGGUAUCGCUUUCUAUUGCCGUCGACCUGGGUGCGACGCUGUACCUCGAGGGCAGUCCCAUGUCUGGAAAAGUACACGUCGACUUUUGGGUUUUUGGAUUCGACGUCAACUUUGGUGUCCCUGCAGAGCUUCCGGGUCCUAUCGGAAGCGAUGCCUUCUGGAAGCUCGUACUCCAGGCUGACACUUCCAGCCAGGCGGGUAGGCUUCCCCAGAUCUUCUCUCAGCAAGAGCCCGUGGAAGAGGCUGAGGAUCUCAAGCCUCAUAUUUUUUCGGCCACCAGCGGUCUGCUACCGAAGAAGACCGACAACCCUCAGGUAUGGACGGUCCAGGGCACCAUUUUCGCGUUGACUAUAACAUUCAAGUUCCCCAUCCUCGGGGGGAACAUCAUCACGAAAAUCGACAAAGACACCCAGAAAACGGUGCCGAUUGAAAACCCAAAAGCCGGCGACAUGUAUGCCAAACCGAUGCAGUUGACGAAGAAAAUCCAGAAGUCGAGCAUGGACAUCCAGAUCGAGAGGAUGGUCGCUCCGCACUUGCGCGACAACUGCGACGAUGAUCCCGGCAGCCUCGACCCGGUGUGGCGGCACCAGGAAGCGCGAUACAGUGCCCUGCCCGUCGGGCUGUGGGGUCAAUAUGACAAAAACAGCGACCCGAACCAAGGGGCGGGGAAUCAAGACUCGACGCUGCUCAACGGGGCCACGCAGGGCACGGUUCAGCUGAUGACAGGAAUCCAGCUGCGAGCCCCGACAUGCCUGAGGUCGAAGGACUGUCUCCCCGCCUUCGAUGCUGAGCUGGCCAUGAGACAGCCCAUCGACCCGCCUGGAGAAUGCAGCAAGCCCAUCGAUCCGGUGAAAGCGUGGGAACCCGACGGGCAGAAGGAUCCUCAGUACGAUGCCGUCAAGGCGACGUGGAAGGGCAAGCAGCCCGCAGCCAUCGAGCUGGUCGCGUUUUGGGAGCAGUUGGACUGUUUCAAUUGGGUGCCAAAGGAAGCACCUCAGGCACCAAGUAGUCCGCCGCCAGUCAAGCAGCUGAUACCACAGUAUCCAAGCCGGUUGGUUGAUGCGUUGGACCAAUAUCUAGUCGAGUCGCCCAUGAUGUCACAGGGCUAG